This is a messenger RNA of Eremothecium gossypii ATCC 10895, 471 nucleotides long. It is a transcript of the gene RPR2, whose product is annotated as ribonuclease P protein subunit RPR2. Bases 1 to 471 code for a protein of 156 amino acids. Gene Ontology annotation, biological process: tRNA processing. Gene Ontology annotation, cellular component: nucleolar ribonuclease P complex. The transcript has a single exon. The record is from RefSeq and is marked provisional. NCBI's taxonomy places the organism in Eukaryota, Fungi, Ascomycota, Saccharomycetes, Saccharomycetales, Saccharomycetaceae.
AUGGCCAAGAAGGACAAGCGGCAGUCGCCGCAGACUCGAGUCGACGAUGACGGCGUGCUGCAAAUAGCUCCUCCGCGGACUGUGGGCAACAAGGAGCAGCUGCAGCGGGCCAACUACCUGCUGCAGCUGGCGGCGCUGCACACAAUGCAGAACAAAAGUGACCAGUGGCAGGCGCUGCCCCGCGCGUACCUCGGGACUUUGGAUCUGAUCCAAAAGAAGACGAAGAUUGCGCUGACGCCCGCGCUGAAACGGACUGUCUGCAAGGGCUGCCGGCGCCUCCUCGUGCCGUACCGCACAGUGACGUCGCGCGUACAGAACGAGUCGCGCCUGGGGCGCGAGAACCCGCGCGGCGACGUGCUGGUCCAGACGUGUCUGUGCGGGCGCGCGAAGCGCUUCCCCUUUGGCAAGGACACCAGCUACAAAACCUACACCGAGAGGGACGGCACGCUGCUGGACAUGUCGGGCACAUAA